This is a messenger RNA of Trichoderma harzianum CBS 226.95, 1533 nucleotides long. RefSeq lists its product as hypothetical. Lineage: Eukaryota; Fungi; Ascomycota; Sordariomycetes; Hypocreales; Hypocreaceae. Gene Ontology annotation, cellular component: membrane. The transcript is spliced from 3 exons. Bases 1 to 1533 code for a protein of 510 amino acids. Gene Ontology annotation, biological process: transmembrane transport. Gene Ontology annotation, molecular function: transmembrane transporter activity. The record is from RefSeq and is a predicted model, not a curated record.
AUGGCAACAUGUACUGUGGCUCUUACCGCAAUCGACUCUAGUUCACGGCAAUCACUGGAAUACAGCAGCGCCAACCAAUCUCCCGAAUCCGAUGAUGAAGCUCCACGAAUGUCUCUCCUCCGCAAACUGGCGGUUAUUAUACAGCUCUCAGGCGUCAACUUCGCUUCGAGCGCUGUGAAUGGUCUUGUCGUCGUUGGCUUACCUACCAUCACCGCCGAUCUCAAACUGGAUCCGUCACUGGCUUUUUGGCCAACUUCAGUCUCCAGCUUGGCAAACGCUUCCACAAUCCUCCUCGCUGGCUCUGUAGCAGACUCAAUAGGACCGCGACCUGUCAAUAUUGCCGGUGGUGUAGUGACGGGUGCAUUCAUACUAGCCGCAGGUGCGUGCAAAACAGGCCCUCAGCUCAUCGUGAUGCGUGCCUUGCAGGGUAUCGGCUACGCCAUGCAUCUGGUGUCGUCUGUCGCUAUUGUAACCCAUACACUUCCACGUGGAAGGCCGCGCAAUUUUGCCUUCUCCUGCCUUGGUCUUAGCCAGCCGUUGGGCUUCUCGUUCGGCCUGGUUCUGGGAGGCAUCCUUCAAGAUCUCAUUGGUUGGAGGGCAGCUUGGUACAUAUAUGGAGGCCUGACCCUUGCACUCUCUGUCGUCGCCGCUUGGGCUUUGCCAAACUUCCAGAAUGAAGGAACAUUCAAGGGUACUAUGCGCAAUUUGAAAGUGCGAGUGGAUUGGGUUGGGGCAUUGCUUGCCUCUAUCUUCAUGACAUUGCUAUCAUACCUCUUUGCGAUCCGAGACCCAAAGAGUAUCGUGUUCAUUUGCUUAAUCGCUAUGUCAUUGCCCUUGUUUGUUGGCUGGGUCCAUCGUCAAGUCAAACUGGGUAAACCAGCACUCAUUCCGAAUGCUCUAUGGAAAGACACGGCAUUUUCUAGCAUUUGUGGUACAGUGGCUCUUUCUUUUGGUGUGACGACGUGUAUGGAGCUUUUUGCCAGUUUAUUUUUCCAAGAAGUCCAGCACCUUUCUCCUCUUCAGACUGGUCUCAGAAUCAUGCCAAGUCUGCUCGUAGGAGUUGCUCUUAACGUCACUACAGGCUUAUUUGUCCACAGAGUGCCUGCGCUGUGGAUCGUGACUGUGUCUUCCAUCAUUUGUUCAGUAGCACCCCUUCUCAUGGCAGUAAUUAAAGUGCAAUCCCCGUACUGGGCCAACGCCUUUAUUGCACAGGUGCUAGCGCCUAUGAGCACCGAUGUUCUCUUCACAGUAGGCCUCAUUAUUAUUUCGGACAACUUUCCCGAUAACACGCAGGCAUUGGCGGGCGCUGUGUUUAACACGGCAAGCCAACUGGGCCAGGCUCUUACCUUGGGCAUAAUGCAAAUUGUCUCAACACUUGUGACAAAGGAUUACAGCGACAAGAUUCUGCCAAUGGCUAGGCUGGAGGGCCUGAGAGCGAGCUUUUGGACCAUGUUUGGCUUCAUGAUGUUAUGUACUUUAUGGGGUGCAAUUGGUCUACGGAAUACUGGAAGAGUUGGAUUAAAGCGUGAUUAA